Panicum virgatum (switchgrass) is the source of this 732-nucleotide messenger RNA. Its product is annotated as oligoribonuclease-like. The coding region runs from base 116 to 427 and encodes 103 amino acids. Lineage: Eukaryota; Viridiplantae; Streptophyta; Magnoliopsida; Poales; Poaceae. Gene Ontology annotation, molecular function: 3'-5'-RNA exonuclease activity; nucleic acid binding. Gene Ontology annotation, cellular component: mitochondrion. The transcript has 3 exons. The record is from RefSeq and is a predicted model, not a curated record.
CCCACCUCUUUAUAUCUAACUAACUAGUUGUCAUACUGAAGACAUUAGAUCUCAAGAGUCCGCUUUCCUGAAUUGCCAUAGUCAAUGUAAUGUUUUUUCUUAUUUUCUUCUACUGAUGCAUUGGCAGGUGUUAGACUUCGUUAGGAGGCAUAUAAGUUCAGGCACCCCAUUAUUAGCUGGGAAUUCUGUUUAUGUGGAUUUAUUAUUUCUGAAGAAGUAUAUGCCACAGCUUGCAGCCAUUUUCUCUCAUGUAAUUGUUGAUGUGAGUAGUGUGAUGGCUCUGUGCAUGCGAUGGUAUCCCAAAGAAAGGAAGCAAACUCCAAGAAAGCAGAAGGCCCACAGGGCAAUGGAUGAUAUCAAAGAAAGCAUCAGAGAACUAAAGUACUACAAGGACAACAUUUUCAAACCACAGAAAUCCAAGCGGUAGCUGCAUGAGUGAAGUAUGCAGCCACCAUCGUGUUGAAUAAUUGAAUCGACUGAGAGCUUUUCAGGUUGAAGGUCUCAUGCCGCUUUUGAGCUCACAUGCAAAGGUUCCAUUGAUGUUCUGUAUACAUUGUUUAGUAUUUGGGACUUAUGGCGUAUUCUUGGUGGGAUUCUGAACGUUACUAGAUGAACCUCCUCGUUACUGCAUCACGUACAUUUACAUGUAUAGAUUGCAAUUACUUGGCUACUUCCUAUGUUAAAUGGCAUGGUGUCUAUGAUUGGCAUAGAUGCCACCUCAGCCUCAGCAUA